Molecule: messenger RNA, 192 nt
Organism: Phytophthora nicotianae INRA-310
Lineage: Eukaryota; Oomycota; Peronosporomycetes; Peronosporales; Peronosporaceae
Exons: 1
Coding region: 1-192 (63 amino acids)
Source: RefSeq, a predicted model, not a curated record
AUGAGCUUCCGCUUCACGCCUCUAAGCGAAACGAAGAACCUAGCCAUCCCGGCUCACGCCCCAGUGGGUGCGGUCAUCGGCAAGAGUGGCAGCUACUGCAAAGUGAGAACUACGGCGUUCGCUGCUCGGUGGACGGAACCGACCGAAAGGUGGCGCUGCGGGGGCCGAGAACUGGAGUGGAAAGCGCGGUAG